AUGACAUCGUACACUUCUCAACGUAAGUUUGAUUAUUUGUUUCAUUCAAUAUUCAUCUUGCAGAAGCCGAAGCCGCUCUGAAACCGCACUUGGAGAAGUACAUUCAUGCCGCUGACAACUGCAAUAUCGCCAGUGUCCAAUCGUUUUACCACCCAAACUCUGUAGUUGUCCAUAAGGGCAAAAAAUGCUACUAUGGACCUGAAGGUUACCUUUUUUGCUAAAAACAAUGUCUACCCAAUCUCAUUCAACUUCAGCCAUCGGCGAGUACAUGCGUAAGUUCUCCGAACUGACCGGAAUGUCAGUGACCACUCUUUCGAAUGCGAAGUACGAAGGAGUUGGCGACUUUCUGAUCAUCAGCGGCGAAAUAUCCGCGGAGACCGAGAAGGUCGGAGUAAAAAAGGCAAAGUUUGUGCAGAUUUGGAAGAAGGACGGCGAGAAGAAUUUGAUCCUUCACAAUGAAUUCGAUGUUAUCGCCUAA
This is a messenger RNA of Caenorhabditis sp. 36 PRJEB53466, 478 nucleotides long. NCBI's taxonomy places the organism in Eukaryota, Metazoa, Nematoda, Chromadorea, Rhabditida, Rhabditidae. The record is from the annotation of a GenBank genome assembly.